AAAAUUUCCAAGUGACAGAUAUGACGUGGCAUAAAAGAAUGUCAAGAAAUAUAUUGCGAAAAAAUUGCUUCUUCGAAUAAAUAAUAUUAAAGUUUUGUUCAUUAUUCGAUACGGAAAACAAUGAGCCUUUUGGAGUUGGAAUGGUGGGUGUACCUAUUUAUAGUGUUGACUUUCUUCAUGGUCUGCCUAGGCCUCAACUAUGUUGUCAAGAAGAUUAAUGAAACAAAGAUCGAUGAACGGUUCAUUAGAAUGCUCCACAAAGCCUCCACCACACAAUCGACACAAGUCACCGGGCCCCUAAUUGUUAUGGAAACAACCAGAGCAGCUCAAAGUAGUAUCAAAACACCCUCACCUAAAGGCAUUUCCCUUGUUUUUGAUCAGGAAGAAAACAAACGGAGAAAGGAUCUCGAAGACACGAUGAACAUCAUAAAAAACUCGAUGUUCCAGAAGAAAUUCGAUGCUUUAUCUCUAAACACUAACGCUUCUGUAGAACACAUUGAUGCUAUACCCCUUAUACGAAGCACUCGAACUGUUAAUGACAUUCCCCUUAAAAUUAGUGAAACAUCGCGAAAUGCAACGGAGAAAGAAACACAUGAUACUAAAAGUAAUUCAAACAUAACUGGUAAAGUACUUGUCAAAAGAAGUGAAUACGCGCCAGGUGUUACUAAAGAGUCUUCAAUAUCUAAUGAAAUUGAUUGUUACAAGACAGACUUAGUAAAUAUUGAAAGAAAUGAAUAUGGUCAUGUUACCACAAGACCAACUACGUCUGUGAACCGAAGUGAUUCCAAGAUUCAUGGCCUAUUUUAUAUGGGCGAUGACAGUCGUAUUGCAGAUUCAGGAGCUAAUGCAACAUUCGCAGGUAAUGGUAACCCAGUCCAAAAUAUUCCAGUAAGAGUACAUCAAGAACGUGAACACAAUGAAGUUGAAACAACAUUGUCUCGUACAAGACAUAGUUUCAAUGGAACUCAAAGUACAUCUCAAAAAAGAGAGUUUGAAAACAAAAUCUCCAGAAAAAGUUUUCCAAACAUUUUUAAAAAUGCUGAAGAUUCAGGAUUGACAAAAAUAGUACAUAAUAUAGUUUCAAAGAUAUCUUCUAAUGUUGAUGCAAGAGACAACACAACAGACAUAAAAGCUAAGAAAAUUACUCUUGAUAGAGAACCUGCAACUAACGCUCAAGUAAAUUCUAUUGAAAAUAAAGGAAUGCACCCAGAACAGCGCAAUAUUUCAAGACGUCCGUCUUCUACGAGCCGGUCUGAACGUUGUUUGACUGAAGUUAUUUCUAUGAAGCAAAAUGAACCGGGCCUUUCUGUUACCAAAGCAAGUACAAAUAUCCUUGGUGAUCAUUUAAAAAACGGUUCGAAAAUAGAAAAUAUUAGAAAAUGUGAAUCUGUUAAAAAAUAUAAUAUUGUUACAGAAAUAGAACCUGUAACUGCGAACGACACUUCGGCAAGUCGAAAUGACCGUAGUCUAUCUAUUGUGUCAAUGAAGUUAAAAGAUUUGAAGGAUAAGCCUAAAAUAGAAUUAUUAAAUACCCGUGAAACUGCACAAAUAGGUAAGAAAAUUCAUAAUUUACAGAGUGGCUCUUGUAUAGACGAAGGCACAAAGACGAAGACCAUAGAAGAAAAUCAAUCAGAACAUAUCGUUAUUGAAGAGAUAUCUGAUAUCCAAAACGAUAUUAACAUCACCGUAUCAGAAAAUAAUAACAAAAGUAAUCCUAAAAAGUCGUUCAUUGAGGAAAGAUCAAAAGCUCAAACUAAUCUUUUAAUAUCCGAAACUGUGGAAAACAAUGACACAGAACACAACCCUGUUAGAGAAACAACGAGUCCUGGAGUUGGAAGUGUCUCAAAAAUUCAAGCAGACACCGCUAAACUAUCUGGACUUACGGGUAGUACAACACAAAAUUUACCAAGUAUGGACCGCAAGACUGACAAUAAUAGUAUUUUAAAUGUAUCAUUAAAAAUUGCAUCAGACUAUUCUAAUCUCAUUAAAAGUUGUUUAGAGUCAACAUUUGAAACCGUUUUGUCAACAAAACCAGCUAUUCAAAAUACAUUUUCACAAACCGACCAUUGCGAUUGCGAAACUGAGGAAGUGGUUAACAAACAAAGCUCCAAUAUACAGAGUGAGCGUAAAGUAACCGAAACAAAAGUGUUUAUAAGUAAUGACUCUAAGGGCAGCCUUUUGUAUGACUCGUCCCAGAAUCGAAACUGUGUGGAUGAUACAAUCAACCCUUCACGUACACCCAACAUAAACGAAUCGAAUACAAUUAAAAACGAACACAACACUACAGAAAACAAUAUUAAAGAAGGUGAAACAAGUAAUAAAGGAAAUACUAAUAUCAAUUCAAAUACUGAUGAGAAUGUUGCUAAUAACGAAAGUAUUAAAUCGGAAUCAGUACAUACAGAUUCUAUUCCCAUAAUUUCUAGUGACAACAUUUACAGUAACAGUCAUAGCGAUCGAAAUGUAAUUCAAUUUAGACUUGAUAAUAUGAAUAAACUCCUAUACACGCCGCGCAGUAAAAAAGGUGAUGAUUUAUCAAGAAGUUCUUAUAAAACGUGUGAAUUUGAACAAAAUGGAUCCAAUUAUACUUUUCAGUCAAACAGUGAUUAUAAAACUAUUAAUGAUUAUAAACAUGCGUUACUUAUAAAGUGUCCAUUUUGUCCUCCAGGUGAAAUGGAUUCCUCCAAAAUCGGACUCCCGUGUGCAGUCAGUGAUUAUAAUAUAAGCGAAUACAUUUCAAGUGAUACUGAUCAGACGGGGCAGACAACCAGUGCAAGUUUUGAUGUUUCCACAUCUAUAAUUGAUGAUGAAAAUACAAAUGCAUCUAACAUAAAUUUAAUGGCGAAAGAAUUAGCGGAACCAAGUAACUCUUCUAAAGAUGAAAGUGGUCCAUCACAUACUACAGCUGCAACAGGGAAUGAAACCACAAUAAAGGACAGAAUAAGAGCUUUAUUAUUCCCACCAUUUAUCAACGAAGACGCCAUAAUUUUAAAACCAAUUCCAAAAAAGAAAUAAUGUCAUAUUUUAUUUAAUGUUUGAUGUGUAUGUGUACUGUUUAGUUGUAAUAAUUUUGUAAAUACUAAUUUAGUCUUGUUUCGCAUUUAAAGUGUGUAUAAAUGCUUUGGUCAGGUAACAUAAUAGGAUUAAACUGAACAUAAGUAAUAUACCUACUCUU
This is a messenger RNA of Spodoptera frugiperda (fall armyworm), 3172 nucleotides long. RefSeq lists its product as uncharacterized. The record is from RefSeq and is a predicted model, not a curated record. NCBI's taxonomy places the organism in Eukaryota, Metazoa, Arthropoda, Insecta, Lepidoptera, Noctuidae. The coding region runs from base 121 to 3012 and encodes 963 amino acids. The transcript has 3 exons.